AUGCCUCGUGCCACAGCAACGAUCGGAAACACCGUCCUUGCCGAGACGGAUAAGUGGGAGAACGUCGAGGGGAACGUCUAUUUCCCCCGCUCCUCCCUGAAAGAUUCCACGGGGACAUUUACGCUGAUAAAAUCCGACGCAUCGACUUUCUGCCCUUGGAAGGGGACUGCGUUGUACUAUGGUAUUGCUCUGCAGGAGUCAGGUACUGUCAUCUCUGAUGUAGCAUGGUACUACCCGGAGCCGUCCAAGGCGGCGCAGAAUAUUAGGGAUCAUGUUGCUUUUUAUAAGACGAAGGUCCGCGUCGUUGUUGAGUAG
This is a messenger RNA of Blastomyces dermatitidis ER-3, 315 nucleotides long. RefSeq lists its product as uncharacterized. The transcript has 4 exons. Bases 1 to 315 code for a protein of 104 amino acids. The record is from RefSeq and is a predicted model, not a curated record. NCBI's taxonomy places the organism in Eukaryota, Fungi, Ascomycota, Eurotiomycetes, Onygenales, Ajellomycetaceae.